This is a messenger RNA of Aspergillus aculeatus ATCC 16872, 495 nucleotides long. Its product is annotated as RBM8 family RNA-binding protein. NCBI's taxonomy places the organism in Eukaryota, Fungi, Ascomycota, Eurotiomycetes, Eurotiales, Aspergillaceae. Gene Ontology annotation, biological process: RNA splicing. Bases 1 to 495 code for a protein of 164 amino acids. Gene Ontology annotation, cellular component: cytoplasm; nucleus; exon-exon junction complex. The record is from RefSeq and is a predicted model, not a curated record. Gene Ontology annotation, molecular function: mRNA binding. The transcript has 2 exons.
AUGUCUACGGAAAUGGAAGUCGACCCUCCGGUGGUGCAACAAGAGGAAGAGGAAGAAGCUCCCGCGCAGUCCAGCAACGGUAGCCACGAUCCGAGAACACAGGCGGGUGCCGUCGCAGUACGCAGCAUCGAGGGAUGGAUUGUCAUUGUGACCAACAUCCAUGAAGAGGCCUCUGAAGAGGACGUCACGGACUUGUUCGCCGAAUAUGGAGAGAUCAAGAAUUUCAGCCUGAACUUGGACCGCCGGACGGGUUACGUCAAGGGAUAUGCCUUGAUCGAGUACUCCACCCUCCCCGAAGCCUCGGACGCCAUCAAAGCCCUGAACGGCUCCAAACUACUGGACCAGACCAUCUCCGUCGAUUUCGCAUUCGUUAGACCGCCUCCCUCAAAUAAAGGAAAGGGUGGAGGACAGAGAGGUGGACGUGGCGGCGGUAGGAACCGCAGCAGAAGCCGCGAGAGGAGCCGCAGUCCUGGAGCCGAUGAUGCACGGGACUAA